This is a messenger RNA of Cornus florida, 1304 nucleotides long. RefSeq names its product reticulon-like protein B5. Lineage: Eukaryota; Viridiplantae; Streptophyta; Magnoliopsida; Cornales; Cornaceae. The transcript has 5 exons. The record is from RefSeq and is a predicted model, not a curated record. The coding region runs from base 274 to 1017 and encodes 247 amino acids.
AUUGGUCCGAUGUCAAGCAGGUCAACAAUCCCAACGAAAGCUGUAAAAAAGUCUAUCAAACGUGAAGAUGGACGCGCCAACAACUCGUUUAGUUGCUGCAACCAUUAUCACCGGAACCACCACUAGGCUUGGCAUCCGAAUCGCGGCGUGUAAUUAGUGCUUACUUCAGGGGUGCGAUUGUAAUUAAGCGAGAAAAACUCUCAGACGAAGCAGCCGACUGACUGCUGAGAGGUCCGAUUACCGGCGGCGAAGUCUGAUCGAUCGGAAGUCGCGAUGGCCGGUCGCACCGACCAGUUAGAAUCUACCGUCGAUGGUGUGUUGGAGACGAUCAUGGAGAAGUUUCACGGCCACGAUUCGACGUCGUUUGACUACGACACUUCCUCGUCUUCCAUCAAAUCCAAUAUGUAUCGCGCCUUCGGAAGGGAGAAGCCUCCCUUCGCUGACGGAAAAUCAGCUUCUGAUGUGUUCAUGUGGAGAGACAAGAAAGUUUCUGCUUGUGUGCUUGGUGUAGCCACUGCGAUUUGGGUGCUGUUUGAACUUCUUGAGUACCACUUGCUGACUUUUGCGUGCCAUGUUAUAAUCUUUAGUCUGUCGAUUUUUUUCCUCUGGUCGAAUACAUCUACCUUAAUGAACAAAUCUCCACCUCAAAUUCCAGAACUUGCACUUUCUGAGGACAUUGUCCUGCGCAUUGCCUCUGCCCUGACAAUUGAAAUCAACGGAGUUAUUGAAAUCUCCCGAGAUAUUGCAUCUGGGAGAGAUUUGAAGAAAUUUCUUGCUGCAAUUGUUUUCUUGUGGGUUCUUUCAAUUGUGGGGAGUUGCUGUAGCUUCCUGACCUUGUUCUACAUAUGUUUUGUUUUUCUGCAUACGGUGCCUGUGCUUUUUGAGAAAUAUGAGGACCAGGUUCACUCCUUUGCUGAGACAGCAGAGUCUGAGAUCAAGAAGCAAUAUGCAUUUUUUGAUGCCAAGGUUUUAAGCAAGAUUCCGAGACGCCCAUUGAAAGAGAAGAAGGUGGCUUAGAGACGGCGGAGGUGGUUAUACUGGAUUCACAUUGACGUGGUCAACUGUGCGUUUCCAAUUAGUUGUUGUGAUGAUAUAGCUGGUAGAACACCCUUGUUUAUUGGCUAUGCUUUUCAUACGUUUGGGUUCACAAUUUAAAUGAAUAUGGCAUUAUCAGAGAUGAUUCCAAGUUUUAGGUCUUGUUUGUGCCAGAAUUUUUGUACCGAUGGGAGACCCACAUGAAUUAUAUAGAUAUUUAUGGUUUGAAUAAUGAAUUAUGACAUUUAUUUGUGUUGUCUUGUGAUUCA